Messenger RNA from Stegodyphus dumicola, 5177 nucleotides. Its product is annotated as telomerase-binding protein EST1A-like. NCBI's taxonomy places the organism in Eukaryota, Metazoa, Arthropoda, Arachnida, Araneae, Eresidae. The record is from RefSeq and is a predicted model, not a curated record. Gene Ontology annotation, cellular component: telomerase holoenzyme complex. Gene Ontology annotation, molecular function: protein binding; telomeric repeat DNA binding; telomerase RNA binding. Gene Ontology annotation, biological process: nuclear-transcribed mRNA catabolic process, nonsense-mediated decay.
GAGAGUGAGUGAAGAUAAUUCCACUAAACGUUUAGAAGUGAAAACAGCAAUAAGAAGCAGUAAUACAGGAAGAAAUUGUGAAUCCCCAAGCUCUCCGAACGAAGUAACCAUGAGACAUCCUAGAAAAGAGCGUCGAAAGACUGAGAUGCAAAUAUACCGUCCUGGUAUGGGAUUUAAUAAUAAGAAUGCCAGAUCUGAUAUUUGCAUUAACAAACCAGAGGAGGAAGCUCUGGCUCAAAUAAGAAGUGCUGUAUCUCUUUCUUCAAGCGUUGAUGGUUUUGAAAAUAUAAAUGUAAAGGAAAGUCGGAAACGUGGCAUGCAAAUAUAUCGCCCAGGAAUGGGACUGCAAAAUAAGAAUGCCAAGAGUGAUGAUUAUAAUGACAAAUGUGAUAAGCAAGUUUUUGUUUCAGUAAGAAAUAAUUUUGCUGAUUCUUCAUCAAACAUUGAUGGUUUUGAGAGUCUGACUAUAAAAGAGAGUUAUACUGAUGAGUCAAAAUGCAGCAAAAUUGAAAAUUCUAAUUGUAACAAAGUUUCAAAAAAUGUUAGGAAUAGGCGGCCAGAUAUUCAGGUGUAUACUCCCAAACCUAAAAUUGUUGCUCAACUUGGAGAAAAAAAUGUGGUUUCUCAAAAAAAUGGUAUGUUUUUAUCUCAAAGUAAUAAAGAAGAAAGAGAAAUGUCUUUGAAAGCAUUAGCAAAGAAAAAAUCAAAUCAGGUUGAGAAUGUAAAAAAUUAUAAAUAUGAAAAUGACAAAGACCAUUCUAUUGGAAAAGAAUCAGUAUCUAGAUCAUCUAGCAAACAUUUUUCCACUAAGCAUUCAGAUUCCAAUUCUCCACAGCCUACAGGUUCUUGGGCAGAUCUUGUUGAAGACUCUGAUAUGUCUAAUUCUAGAUCAACACCUGAUGAUAGGUUAUGUAAUGCGCAUAAUGAUGAUUCUAUAGAUGUACAUUUAUCUGGAAUAAAAACAAGCAAUCAAAAAGUUGAAAAAAGUGGUAAAUCAAAACAGAAGGAUAAUAAAGACGAAGCAAGUAAGAAGCACAGGAGUAGAAGAAAUUCUCAUAGGACUGAUUCUCAUGCUACCCAUGAUGAAACUAAUGAACCAGGUAAAAUAGAUGCUGAUACUCACAAGAGCAAAUCUAGUACUCAGGAAGUUUUCUCAAACUUUGAAGAUAAAGGUAAAAGAAAUCGAAACAUGUCAGGUAGCUUACAUAAUGAUCAUACAAAAGGACAAAAUUUUGACUUGCAUACUUCUGAAAGGGGGAAAGAUAACACUAAAAGGUGUUCUAAUGGCUCUGUGCUUGCUGUAAAAGAUAAUAGUUGUAUAGUAGAAUGCAACCAAAUUAAACCUGUUACAGUGGAGAGUAAAACAAAAUCUGAUAAAAAGAAGAGGGAAAAAGUUGAGCAGUCUGUUCCACCACGAUUCCAAAAGAAUAAAGCCCACAGUUCUGAUAACCAGCAAAAUGUAUCUCCAGAGAAGUGCACGGCUUCUGGACCAAAUGGAGGAGGUGGUAUAUUAAAAUUACCAUCAGAAUAUGAAAAAACUGAUAUUCACCCAGAAACUCUUGAAAACAGUUUGUAUGUGCCAAAGUUCUCAGAGCCUCAAACCUUUAUUCAUAAACAAUUAUUUGAUCCUAACAAUCCCAGUAAACCGGAAAUAGUAAACAUUCCAGCACCUAUACCACCUGCACAUAUGUCAUAUGCAAAUAUGGCCCCAAAAUAUUAUACAACAGAGUCUGCAAACUAUCCAUCUUAUGUUCCAGCAACUGUUCAAAAUCUAGGCUACAUUCCUCCUCCUCAGCCUGCUGUAAUGAGUCAUCAGUAUCAUUUUUUACCACCAGAUUUACCAGCUAAUAACAUGCACAGUACCUUUUCUAGUAUCAGAAAUGGCAUGCAAGGACCCGUGCAUUGUCCAGUUCCAGAUGCAAGAUUAACUGCAGCAUUUACAAGACCACCUGUUUGUUAUAAUGACUUACCACCAAUGGGACAUGAGCAAGGGAAGAAAAGGUUAAAACCUAUAGUAGAGAAGAAUUUGCAUGAUAUUGUUGUCUUGGAAAGGGAAUUAGCAUCUUUGAUAUCUAAAGGAGUUUGUAACACCAAUGUUAAUGCUCUCAGGCAGUGCAGGUGGAAACUUCAGUUAAGAUAUGAGAAUAUUAUACUUGCUGAUCCAAAGUAUUGUGCUGAAAGAAAUCCUGAACAAAGUCUUUGGAAGACAGCAUUCUAUCAAAUAAUUGAAUCUCUUAGAAAAAGACUGGAAGAAGAUCCAGAUCAUGUGGAGGAAGCAAAAGAAAAUCUGUUAAAUAUAAUUCUUGAGGGGACUCUAUUUUAUGAAAAUUUGCUCGAGAAACAAGAAGAAACUUAUGGCUUUAAUUUAGCAAGACUUUUAGAAAUGGAAUGUAUUAACUCUGCUUGCAUUCCUGAACAGAUUCGUGUUGUUCUCAUUAGCACACAAAAAAUUUUGAUUUAUUUAGGUGACCUCGCUCGAUAUAAAGAGCAAGUCUGCCAGACAUCAAACUUUGGAAAAGCUAGAAGUUGGUAUUUGAAAGCACAGCAGAUAGCUCCUAAGAAUGGCAGACCCUACCACCAGCUAGCUCUUCUUGCUUUUAAUACUCGAAGAAAACUUGAUGCAGUUUAUUACUAUAUGCGAAGUUUAGCAGCAAGCAAUCCCUUCCUUUCAGCUAAGGAAAGUUUACUUUCCUUAUUUGAAGAAGCAAAGAGAAAAUAUGAGCAGUAUGAGAAGAAGAGACUUCAGCAGAAUGCACCUAAUAUGGAAAUUCUUGAUGAUGAUGUAGAUGAGCGCUGUGAAGUGUGGAUCAAACCUGAUGGCUCUAGUAGUCAGCAGCCGGCAGAAAUGGAUAAAAAUAUUGAUUCAUCUGAUGUAAAAAAUUUGUCAGAUGUUGAGUUGAAUAAGAGAUUUGUUACAAGUUUUUUGCAUGUACAUGGGAAACUUUUUACCAAAGUUGGGAUGGAAACAUUUCCUGAAGUUUUGAACAACAUGUUGAAAGAAUUUUAUUUCUUGCUGCAAAGAACACCUUUGCCCCUUACUUCAUCCCGUCUUCUUCAGUUACUAGCAAUAAAUAUAUUUUCGGUUGCUAAUUCGUCUCUAAAAGAAAGUGGACGGGAGUUUGGUGGAACUUCAGUCUUACAAGAGCAGGCUCUUUAUACAAGUAUGGUUAUGAUGUUUUUAUUAAUGGAGCGUUGCCAUUUUCUCCAUAUCGCUCACAAAUCUUCUCCAGAAUAUUCCAGUCAUAUCAUUAGUGAUGAUCUAGCUCAAUUGUUGCCUUCGGUAAAAAUAUGGACAGAUUGGAUGUCAUGCCAGAAAAGUUUGUGGCCACCUCCUCCUGCCCACAUCUUGGAAAAACUGAAUGUGGGGUUCAACAAAAAUGUGUGGGUGUGUUUUGCAGAACUUCUUACUGCUCUUCGAGAAAUAGAUAUCAGUAGCCCCGAGAUCUUGAAUGAAAGGACUGAAGAUUCUGAGCCCAUCAUUUUGGAAGAAGACAGUGCAUUUGCGGGCUUUGUUCCACUUCUUGAAGCACUUCGUGAUCCAGCAUAUGCAGUACAACCAUUUGAUAAGGAUAGGGCAAAACAUUGCUUAAGAAUAAGUAGAAUACAAUUUUUUGGUGAUUAUCUGUGUGGUAUAUCUCCCCCUCACAUGGAGUUUGAUAUUGAGCGCAAAAAAUUUGUAUCUCUGGUCAGUCAUAUAUACUCUGAAGAACAUUAUGAAAGAUCUGUUAUGAGGAAUUCUGUUGAUGAAUUGCAUAGAGAAGAUGAUUUAGAUGAUGAUUUAUCUGGUGAAACUUUCCAUGGAAUCUCAGAAAGUAAUGAGCUUCAGAUGCUUUGGUCUAGAAAAGAGGCAUUAAGCAGAGCAAAAAUGCAACAAGAGAAAUAUAGAGCUCAGGUCCAAGCUGUGCUACAGAAACAUCAAAAUCAGCGACCUAUAGUACUUAAAAUUAAGCCUAGGUACUUAAUUCCUGAUACUAAUUGCUUCAUUGAUCAUCUUCGGCUCUUUCGAAACAUUUUGGCAUCAACAGAUUUCCAUCUAAUUAUACCACUAGUUGUGAUAAAUGAGUUAGAUGGUUUAGCCAGAGGAACUAGAGUUAAUGAGCACACAUCUCCUGAGCAUGCAAGUAGAGUUACCGUACUUUCUCGUGAAGCCAUACAUUUCCUUGAAGAACAGUUUGCUUUGAGGCAUCCCCGAUUAAAGGCAAUCACAUCUGAAGGAUCUGUUUUACAUACUAUAAGUUUUAGAAGUGAAGAGAUGGGGAAAAAUAAGGGGACAAAUGAUGACUUAAUAUUAACAUGUUGUUUGUAUUAUUGUAAAGACAGAGCUGAAUUGUUUAUGCCAAAAAACCCUGGAGAUCCUAUCAGUCUAUUUAGAGAAGUUGUUUUAUUGACAGAUGAUCGUAAUUUACGAGUAAAGGCCCUAGCACAUCAUGUACCUGUCAGAGAUCUGCUUUCUUUCCUUCAGUGGGCCAACUCUUGAAGGAUCCCUUACUUUAUCUGAAGAGAGCUGUUCUUAAUUUAGCUCCAUUUGAGGAGCUGAGCCACCGUGGAGGUAGCCGUUGAGAGGCAGCAAUAGCCAUUGCUAUCUUGCGGUGUUGUGCCAUUCACUAAUGAGGUCAGCUGUGUGGAGCCAGGCAGUACAAAUUUUAAAGAAAUGCUUGACUACAUUUUUUAUAUCAUAUCAUGUACUUCAGUUUAAGUGGAGGAUCUUAGUACUUUUUCAGCAGGAAUAUUAAAAGCAACUUCUACCUGUGACUGAAUUUUUUUAAGAUAUUGAUCAUAUAUCAAUGACAUUCCUUUUUUGUUAAUUUAAUUUUUGUAUUAAAGGAUUUUUUUUUUUUUUUCUUCAUAACAUAAUAGUGAAAGUUGUUAUGUAUGCAAUUAUAGGCUUGCAGUACUUGUAUCUUAUAUGUUUGUUUCUUUUCUUUUUUAUUAUUAAAACGUUUAUGUUAGGCAAAAUUUAAAAUAUUUAAUUACCUUUAUUAUAUGAGUAUAAACUGAUUAUUAUUGUACUCUACUAACCAGGGCUGUGGAGUUGGUAGAGAAAAUAACCGACUCACUCCCUCAUAUAUAUAUGUAAAUAUAUACACAUGGGUUACAGCUUAUUUUUUCAAUAUAAAAGAAGUGAUAAAUGCUACAGAAAAAAAUUAUCAUAGCAAAUUAUUUAUAUUAAUUAGCAU